Molecule: messenger RNA, 962 nt
Organism: Helianthus annuus (common sunflower)
Lineage: Eukaryota; Viridiplantae; Streptophyta; Magnoliopsida; Asterales; Asteraceae
Product: dnaJ-related protein rsp1
Exons: 4
Coding region: 147-857 (236 amino acids)
Source: RefSeq, a predicted model, not a curated record
AUUUGAUUCAAAUCACCGCAAAGGAUGUCCUCAUUUUUCUUAACUGCCCCACCUUCAUAGUCUUCUUUUCCCUUUUUAAAAUUCUUAAACCAAAUAUUCAAAACCCAAAACCGAAACACCCCAUUCUUUAAUCAUCUGCAAAUCUCAUGGUGCAAUCUGAAUCAGAUUCAAAAGUCAAUUUAAUCAAACAGAUAUGUGACAUAUCAAACCAUGCGAAUUCAUGUGUCCAUCAUGACACUUUCGACUCAGGCCCUUUCAUUGAUUGGUAUAUUCUUCUUCAACUUGAGGAUAAUGUGAAUCUUGAUACAAUCAGAAAAAGGUAUCAUAAAUAUGCCUUACUACUCCAUCCUGAUAAGAACAAACAUCCCAAGGCUGAGUUCGCUUUUAAGCUCGUAUCGGAGGCAUAUGCAUGUCUCUCAGAUGAAGCAAAACGAUUAGACUUUGAUGUCAAAAGAUGGAAAAAUCUCUGCAGGGAGUGCAUCAAAACACCACAAUCUAGAACCAAAGUGAAAGGGCCAUCAUCUCCUUCAGAUAGAUCAAGAUCUAAGAAGAUAUCCACAAGAAUGAAAGAAGUUAAAGCUAGAUUUAUGGAAGAAGCAAGAGUGAUAGAAAAGUGUUUGAAAGUAAAUGCAAAUGUUGAUCUUUUUGAUAAAGAGAUACCGGUUUUUAAUCCAAAUAAUUAUGUAAAUCAAGGGUAUCCUCACUUUCGAGUUGGGAGGCGCAACGAGCUCAAGAACUCUAAGUUGUUGAAGAAAGGAUUCAAAUUUGAUAACCAGGAGCAACGUGCGAAAGUGAAAUGUGAUUCUCCAAUAUUUCAAUGUAAACCAAAUAGGUCAUCAGUCAAACUUCAAUCAUAGUUAGCAAACUCUCUCUUAACCUAGUCAUUGCUUUAAAUUUUCUGCUAAUUAAGUUGAAGUGUACAAAGUUCUUGAAAUUAAGUUAAUAUUCCAAAUUAACUGAAA